This is a messenger RNA of Stereum hirsutum FP-91666 SS1, 1317 nucleotides long. RefSeq names its product NTF2-like protein. The record is from RefSeq and is a predicted model, not a curated record. Lineage: Eukaryota; Fungi; Basidiomycota; Agaricomycetes; Russulales; Stereaceae. Bases 1 to 1317 code for a protein of 438 amino acids. The transcript is spliced from 6 exons. Gene Ontology annotation, biological process: polyketide metabolic process.
AUGGCAGCUCCUACGUUCUAUGACCCUACUUCGCCCGACGAGCAGCCCGUUCCACUCCCCUCUGCGCCGCUCCAGAUUAUCUCCGAGUCACCGUCCAUAGUUCUUCAACCUCCACUCACUCGACGAGGAACUGGACCGGGUCUCAUCAUUACUCUACCUCCUUCUCUUUCUCUUCAGCCGAAUCCGAAGGGAAAGCCGCUUGAUCCAGAGCCUGUUCAGAAAUGGGCCGAGGAAGGAUUCGCCGUCGUGGGUAUCACUGCGACAGAAACCGAACUGGAAGCUGCUUUGGUGAAAGCGUUGGAUGCUUUGGAAGGAUUGGAGGAGGUAGACAUCAAGGAUAAAGUUGCUGUUCUUGGUACGUCAAUCACUUUUUUUUUCGCUGCAGUCCAUGAGGAACGCCACUUCUCUGCGAUCUCGUCAAUCGUAUCCAAGAACCCCAAACUCGUCUGCGUCGCAGCCUACAUCUCUUCGGGAUCCAAUCUAUCAGCUACAUCCACCUCAAUCCCCACGCUCUUUCAUAUCUCCUCCCCUGACGCCGAGGCGCCUCCAUUCGAUGACAUAUCCGCCAAGGUCGUCUCAGCCACGCAAACCGCCACAUAUCCAUCGACAUCCUCUCCCUUCUUCGUCCUUCCGAACUCUUCCUCCUACGAUCCCGGAAAUGCAUCGCUCGCGCACACUACAACCCUUGUAUUCUUCCGCAAACAUCUGGGUGGCCCGAAUUUCGAUAUCGCCGCGAUCUGGGAGGAACAUACCUACUUCGAGUUUGCCGCGAGGACUGUGGCGAGAACUAUGGGGACAAUGGUGGCUGAGCCGUAUGUCAAUCAUGUACCAACUAUGACUGGUGGGAUCGGCCGCAAGGCUCUUUCGGAAUUCUACCGAGACCACUUCAUCUUUGCUAACCCAGCCGACACACGUAUGCAAACCGUAUCACGAACGGUAGGACCUGAUCGCGUCGUUGACGAAUUCAUACUCAGGAUGACACAUGACCGUACGGUCGACUGGCUGCUGCCUAAGGUCCCGCCAACGGGCAAGAAGAUCGCAGUACCCAUGCUCGGUGUCAUCAAUGUCCGAGGCGAUCGUCUCUACCAUGAGCAUAUCUGGUGGGACCAAUCCACCGUCCUCCUCCAAAUCGGCGUAAUCCCCGCACACGUCCCUUGGCCCCUCUCCGACUCUUCGUUAGUAGGACCUACACCGGAAGGCAAGAAGCUGAAGUUGCCGAUCUCUGAGGGCGAUAGUAGCGCGAGGUUGUUGAUCGACGAGACGGGUGGGGUAAGUAAUGAAAUGUUUGAGGAAGGUUGGGGAGUCACGGAUGCCUGA